This is a messenger RNA of Sinocyclocheilus grahami, 626 nucleotides long. Its product is annotated as leucine-rich repeat-containing protein 20-like. Gene Ontology annotation, molecular function: protein binding. Gene Ontology annotation, cellular component: cytoplasm. The transcript is spliced from 4 exons. Lineage: Eukaryota; Metazoa; Chordata; Actinopteri; Cypriniformes; Cyprinidae. The record is from RefSeq and is a predicted model, not a curated record. The coding region runs from base 1 to 492 and encodes 163 amino acids.
AUGGCCAACGUCGCCCGCAGGAUCAACGCCACCGUGGAGGAGCAGAGGGACUCGCUGGAUCUGUCCGGCUGUGGCCUCGUUAGUUUCCCUGACGGCAUCUUCAAGAUGAUCCGCAGCUGCACAGACAACAUCCAGAAAAUCUCUCUGGCCAACAACCAGAUCAAAGCCUUGAGCAACAAGUUCUUCCUCACGUUUACUCGGUUAAGAGAGGUGGAUCUGCAGGGGAACGUCCUCACAACGCUGCCGGAGGCGGUCGGAAACAUGCAGCACUUGAUCAGCAUCGAUGUCUCCAGAAACAAGCUGAGGGUUUUCCCCGAGCGCCUGACGGAUGUGAGCAGCCUCCAGCACAUCAGCGUGGAGGAGAACCAGAUCACAGAGCUGCCGAUGGAGAAGCUGUCUCUGAUGCCUGCUCUGAAGAGUGUGGAUGUGCGGAGUAACCCGCUGACGCCGGAGGCCGUGUCUUUCCCGCAUCUCUUCACGCUCCUGACAUGAGUAAACACAUGGUAAAGAACAUGAGGAACGGUGGGCUUCUGUCUGUCUCUGAUGCUGCUGUUUCAUUUCCAUGCACUGAACCGCAUGCUGUGCCUCCGAAUAUUUCAAUAAAAAUAUUUAUUCAAUCCUGCAAA